AUGGCAGGUGAAGUAGAGGUGCUCUGUUUCUAUGACCUUGGCAUAAGUAGGGAUAUUGACAACUCCAUCCACAAAUCCAUCCACAACUCCAUCCACAGCUACAUCCACAACUCCAUCCACAGCUGCACCCACAACUUCAUCCACAACUCCAUCCACAACUCCAUCCACAACUCCAUCCACCGCUACAUCCACAACUCCAUCCACAAAUCAAUUCACAACUACAUCCACAACUACAUCCACAACUCCAUCCACAACUCCAUCCACAAAUCCAUCCACAAAUCCAUCCACAACUACAUCCACAACUACAUCCACAACUCCAUCCACAGCUACAUCCACAACUCCAUCCACAGCUGCACCCACAACUCCAUCCACAACUCCAUCCACAACUCCAUCCACAACUCCAUCCACAGCUACAUCCACAACUCCAUCCACAAAUCCAUUCACAACUACAUCCACAACUACAUCCACAACUCCAUCCACAACUCCAUCCACAAAUCCAUCCACAAAUCCAUCCACAACUACAUCCACAACUACAUCCACAACUACAUCCACAACUCCAUCCACAAUUCCAUCCACAACUCCAUCCACAACUUCAUCCACAAUUCCAUCCACAACUCCAUCCACAGCUCCAUCCACAACUACAUCCACAGCUCCAUCCACAACUCCAUCCACAACUCCAUCCACAACUUCAUCCACAGCUCCAUCCACAACUCCAUCCACAACUUUAUCCACAGCUCCAUCCACAGCUCCAUCCACAACUUCAUCCACAGCUCCAUCCACAACUCCAUCCACAACUUCAUCCACACCUUCAUCCACAGCUCCAUCCACAGCUCCAUCCACAGCUCCAUCCACAACUCCAUCCACAACUUCAUCCACACCUCCAUCCACAGCUCCAUCCACAACUUCAUCCACAGCUCCAUCCACAGCUCCAUCCACAACUCCAUCCACAACUCCAACCACAACUCCAUCCGCAACUCCAUCCACAAAUCCAUCUACAACUCCAUCCACAACUACAUCCACAAUUUCCAUCCACAACACCACCAACAUGUGUUCCGACUUGAAAUACAUAUUACCUUCCUUGUUGAUAAAACGUCCCCAAAGUUUAACGCUUUGGCUCAAACAAAAUUAACGUAUCACCAGCUAUAA
This is a messenger RNA of Physella acuta, 1146 nucleotides long. Its product is annotated as metacaspase-2-like. The record is from RefSeq and is a predicted model, not a curated record. Lineage: Eukaryota; Metazoa; Mollusca; Gastropoda; Physidae.